This is a messenger RNA of Cutaneotrichosporon cavernicola, 498 nucleotides long. RefSeq lists its product as uncharacterized. Bases 1 to 498 code for a protein of 165 amino acids. NCBI's taxonomy places the organism in Eukaryota, Fungi, Basidiomycota, Tremellomycetes, Trichosporonales, Trichosporonaceae. The record is from RefSeq and is a predicted model, not a curated record. The transcript has 2 exons.
AUGCUCGCCUUCCUCCUCCUCUUCCUUGGCCUCGUCCUGGCGGCGCCAGCCCCGCAGGUUGUCUCCGAUCUCCCCUCCCCCAAGUCCACAUUCCUCCCCGAAGGCCCCACAACCGUCGUCUACACCUGGACGUACCCGUAUACCCAAACCAAGACCGUGGUCUAUGGCGGGCCAGACUGGACGACUUAUGUCGAUUACACCACGAUCGAGGGGACGCGCGUGCUCCAGACCGUGGUUGCGCCUACGCGUGUGGCUAUAUCUAACCCCGUUGCUACGUCGUCUUCUGCGGCGGCCGGGAAGAGCAAGGAUUGCAGUUGGGUGAUGAUUCUGGUUCUUAUUUUGGGCAUGCUGGUGCUUAGUGCCCUCGCGGCUUGGUUCCUCCUCCAUCGCCGGAAGACGAAGAGUGCCGCAGCCGCUGCGACCGUACCCGUGGUCAAGAAGUCGCCGAGCAUCGCGAGCAGCGACGCGUCGUCGACCUACUCGAAGGAGGAGGCGUGA